Saprolegnia parasitica CBS 223.65 is the source of this 807-nucleotide messenger RNA. RefSeq lists its product as hypothetical. The transcript has a single exon. The record is from RefSeq and is a predicted model, not a curated record. Gene Ontology annotation, molecular function: cellulose binding. Bases 1 to 807 code for a protein of 268 amino acids. Gene Ontology annotation, biological process: carbohydrate metabolic process. Lineage: Eukaryota; Oomycota; Saprolegniomycetes; Saprolegniales; Saprolegniaceae. Gene Ontology annotation, cellular component: extracellular region.
AUGAAGAUCACGCUCCUCACGACGGGCCUUGCGCUUGCGGCUGCCUCGCCGCUCAACCACUUUCGCCACAUCGAGUCGGACCAAGUCGACGCGUGGGGCCAAUGCGGCGGCAAGAACUACCAAGGCGACAAGGCGUGCACGAGCGGCUUCUACUGCAAGCCCAUCAACGAGUGGUUCUCGCAGUGCCAGCCCGGCGGUGACAACGAGGUCGGCGUUUGGGGCCAAUGCGGCGGGAAGAACUACACCGGCUCGACCAAGUGCACAGCCGGCAACACGUGCAAGGCCUGGGACGAGUGGAACUCGCAGUGCGUCCCAAGCAACGACUCGCCGUCGACGCUGCCGUCGAGCUACGUGGCGUCCGACGGCGUCUGCUUUGACAAGUGCCAAGGCGACACGGACGUUGAGACCUCGGGCAUUACAUCUUUCGAAGCGUGCGUCAACGAAGCCAACGCGCGCGGCAAGUGGAACGCGGUCUGGGACGGCAAGACUUGCCUCGUUCUCUCGACCGUCUACACGUACAAGAUGGACCCGGCCUGCAAGAGCGCGGCCAAAUUUGACUCGGAGAACUUUUCGUGCGUCGGCAACGCGAACUACAACGGUUUUGACAUUGGCAACAUGCAGACGCGCUUCAGCCGCUGCCUCGACUCGUGCAAGUACUACACGUCGGGCGGCAAGAACUGCAACGCCGUCACGUUUGUACAGAACCCCGGCCAGAACUACGGCACGUGCUUCCUCAAGUCGAUCGACACCAGCGCCACGCCCGGCAAGAGCGACCUUGGUGCCACGGCCUGCAAGAUGACCAAGUAG